GAGUUGCACUUCCACCUCCGCCCACCCUCCUCUUCCAACCUCUGUUCGGCCCCUAGCUUGAUUCCAGCCGUUCCUGCAGCUGCUCCGCAGCCGUUUUCAGGACCCAAACAACCGAAACCGCUGUUCCCAGAAUGGUGAUCCGUGUAUAUAUUGCAUCUUCCUCUGGCUCUACGGCGAUUAAGAAGAAGCAGCAAGAUGUGCUUGGUUUCUUAGAAGCCAACAAAAUAGGAUUUGAAGAAAAAGAUAUUGCAGCCAAUGAAGAGAAUCGGAAGUGGAUGAGAGAAAAUGUACCAGAAAACAGUCGACCAGCCACAGGGUACCCCCUGCCACCUCAGAUUUUCAAUGAAAGCCAGUACCGUGGGGACUAUGAUGCCUUCUUUGAAGCCAGAGAAAAUAAUGCAGUAUAUGCCUUUUUAGGCUUGACAGCACCACCUGGUUCAAAGGAAGCAGAAGCCCAGGCAAAGCAGCAAGCAUGAAACUUAAGCAUUCUGCCUUUUAAGCAUCUUGAAAAACAAGUCUCCGUUGCUUUUAUACAAUAGCAAAAUUAUCUUGGCUUCAAAAGAAAUAGGCUUAUUGUUGAAAUAAUAGAUUAGUUGGUGAUUUCACAUGCAAACAAUCAAAAUGAAUACAUAAUUAAAAUGUGAACAUUAUGGUGAGGAGAAUGGGAGAUGAUAAUAAAAUUUUAAGUAGAUAUCAUAGAAUAGUAUUGUUAUCUGCCAAGGCAUUUUUAGGCACUUCAGUGAUUUUUACAAAGCACCCUAUGCCUUUUUUGGUAUUACUAUUGCAGCUUACGUAUAUCUGCAGCUUAAUGUUGAGGAAUUUAAAAAAGAGAAAGAGAGAGAGAGAGAAUAUCUGUCUCUUGUUCCCAAAUUGCCUCAUUAACUUACUGUACAAGAAUAAGUAACUUUUUGAUGUGAUGUUAUUGUGAUUAAAAAGUACUUGCAGGAAAUGUUUAUGAUAUGUUAAACAUUGUAAUUUCCUGCGAUAAUUAUAACAUUCCCAGUCUUUUGUAGAUGAAACUUCUAUGUAUUGAACCACAUGUUAUUCUGGCUUCUGAAUGUAGCCUAUCAUUGCAUACAGAAUACAUGACUUUCCACAAAAAAAAAGCAAUAGAUGCAUUCAGUUGACAAGUUCCUUGUUUAACUACAUAGCUAUGAUGACAUCAUGUUUCUAAGUUGCUUGACUCAUUGAAAUACGCAUAUGUAUGUCAUGGAAGUGGAAUGGCAAGGAAGUUUAAAAUGGCAUCUUCUGCAAAGAGCUCAGACUUUUAAUUAAAUAUUUUAAAAUAGGUUGGCAUUCAUUGCCCAAGAUUGGUUUUCCUUGAGUUUUCACUAAAAGAAAUCUUAGUGGUUUUCCCCCUUUAAAGCAAGUUGUGAUCAUAAACGCCACUAUCUCUCAAAUAUCUGACCUUUUUGUUUCAGUUUAGGCAUAUAUUGUGUGAAUGCAUUAAUCGAUCUUUUAUAUGCCUCUAUUCCAGUGAAAAGCACAAGUAUCAGAUGAAAAGGGAAACUAAAAAUAUUAAUUCUGAAGACUUCUAAAAAGAUAAAAAAUAUGGCAUAAAUCACUUACCCAGAAGAUGUACAUAUUGUACUUUAGUUCCAUACUACUUUAUUACUAAAAGCAAAUACCUUUUACUUUCAACUACUUUAUCAUAUCCAUUGUAUGCAAGUCUGUACUCUUUGCCAAAAUCAACAUAUAAUGAAGACAUGGGUUUGUUUAUGGUGAUUCAAACUUGAUGCAAUGCUUUAAAAUAAACUCAGUACUUUUAGAAACAUAA
Messenger RNA from Galeopterus variegatus (Sunda flying lemur), 1777 nucleotides. RefSeq names its product SH3 domain binding glutamate-rich protein like (gene SH3BGRL). Bases 132 to 476 code for a protein of 114 amino acids. The record is from RefSeq and is a predicted model, not a curated record. Gene Ontology annotation, cellular component: cytoplasm. The transcript has 4 exons. NCBI's taxonomy places the organism in Eukaryota, Metazoa, Chordata, Mammalia, Dermoptera, Cynocephalidae.